AUGAGUACCUUUGAGGAUGACGAAUUCGACUCAGGCGACGACCUCUUUGACGGGGUUACCGCAGAAGAGCUUGUCCAAAAGCCAAGUGUCAAGCAUGAAAGAGACUACUCAAUAGGGGUGGAAGCUCUUAAUCCUGCGAAAAAGGCGCGAUUCGCGCCCGAAAAUGCCGAGGACCAGUCGAGGCUUCUUCUCGCUGAAAAGAUCCUGGCUGAGAACUUUGGGCACAAGUCUUUCAGACACGAACAAAAGGCGGCCAUUAAUCGAAUCCUGGCCGGCAAUAAUGCUCUCGUUGUUUUUCCAACAGGUGCCGGGAAGUCGUUAUGCUACCAGAUACCCGCAAUUGCAUUCCCCGAGCUCGAUCGCCAAACGAACGAGAGACAUCUCAAUGAUUCGGGAAUCAGCAUCGUCGUUUCACCCCUCAUUGCCUUGAUGAAGGACCAGGUCGACGCGCUCAAAAAGAAAGGCAUCGCAGCGGAGUGUAUCGACUCUACCAAAACUCGAGAGGAACUACAAGAGAUCAACAAUUCACUCCGCGAGGGAAAGCUCCGCCUGUUGUACUGUGCUCCAGAGCGGCUGAACAACGAAGGAUUUGUCGAGAUGAUGAAGCGUGUCAAGGGUGGUGUGCGUCUCAUUGGUGUUGAUGAAGCCCAUUGUAUCUCAGAGUGGGGACAUUCUUUCCGUCCAGACUAUUUGAAAGUUGCUCGAUUCGUCAAGGAGAUUCAUGCGGAGCGAGUCAUUUGUCUGACUGCGACAGCCACCCCUCCUGUUGUUGAUGAUAUCUGCGAGGCAUUCGACAUUUCCAAGGAGGGAGUAUUCAUGACGUCCAUGUACCGUCCAAAUCUCAUUCUGGAGGCCAAGGCGAUGGCAACAAAGCAGGACAAAUAUGAGCCUCUUUUCGAGUUCUUGAGAACCCACUCAGGUUCUACUCUCAUCUAUGUGACCGUUCAGAGGCAAGCAGAGGCCUUGGCUUAUGAACUAACUAAGAAUGGGUUCCCCUCUCACUUCUUCCAUGCCGGCAUGAAGGUGGAAGAGAAGAAGAAAAUUCAGGACGAGUUCAUGGCCUCGAAGAUCCAAAUUGUGGUUGCGACGAUCGCCUUUGGCAUGGGGAUUGACAAGUCAGACAUUCGCAACAUUGUCCACUGGGAUCUACCCAACACUGUCGAAGAAUACUGCCAACAGGUUGGCCGAGCUGGCCGUGAUGGGGAACAGAGCCACUGCAUGCUCUAUCUUUGCCCCGAAGACUUUUACAUCAAAGAGACAUUUGCGCGAGGAGACUUGCCUUCCCGCAACUCCUUGCACAACCUUCUGACGGACAUCUUUGAUACCGAGGUUGUUACCAAGCCUGUAGGCGACACGUUCAAAGCAAGCCAUUACCAUCAAGGGGCGGAAUUCGACAUUCGCCAGAGCCCCUUGAGCGUCAUUUAUGCCACGCUGGAACUGAGAUUCAAUCUCAUUCGGGCAGUUACACCGGAGUACAGCUCGUACAAGUUUGAGGCCACACCUAGUUACUUCCCCCGUCUUAAGAACGACAAGUCCCCCGAAGCCAAAGCCAUCCUCGAAAAGGCACGAAAGGCGAAGAAAUAUCACACCAUUGACCCGUCUGAAGUGGCUUCACUCACAGGAACAUCUCGUAUGGAAAUCGUCAAAAUUCUCAACGAUCUCAACGACUCUGGCGCCAUCAUACUCACCGUUGGCGGGGUGGAACAAAAGUACAAGAUCCUGAAGGAGCUCCCAAGUAUUGAUGCCGAGAUUGAUGCUCUGACGGAUGAGGUGUACGCAAGUCUGCAAGUGCGUGAGAAGCAGGCGCUGGAAAGAAUUCAGCAGGUGAUCAAAUUCAUCACUGGGCGAAAGUGCUUUGGUCUUUCGAUUGCUGAGCAUUUCGGGAUGAGUCUCCCUGACGGCAAGAAGAAGUGCGGACACUGCACAUUCUGUCUCAGCGGCAAGGCUAUAGAACUGCCACCAUCGCCACCCAAGACUUUGAACCGGGCAGCAAUUCGAGAAGUGUUGAACGCGACUGAUGUCCGAGACGACGCGCGAUUCCUUGCGAGAGUUGCUUUUGGCAUCAAGAGCCCACGGGUGACCAAACUGAAGUUGGACAGGAACCAUGUGUUUUCGUCGAUGGCGGAUUCUAAUUUCGAGAUGAUACUGAAAGAGUUCGAAAAGGCGUGUGAUGAGUGA
This is a messenger RNA of Fusarium keratoplasticum, 2178 nucleotides long. RefSeq lists its product as uncharacterized. Gene Ontology annotation, biological process: double-strand break repair via homologous recombination. NCBI's taxonomy places the organism in Eukaryota, Fungi, Ascomycota, Sordariomycetes, Hypocreales, Nectriaceae. Gene Ontology annotation, cellular component: nucleus; chromosome; cytoplasm. The transcript has 9 exons. The record is from RefSeq and is a predicted model, not a curated record. Gene Ontology annotation, molecular function: nucleic acid binding; four-way junction helicase activity; 3'-5' DNA helicase activity. The coding region runs from base 1 to 2178 and encodes 725 amino acids.